AUGUCAACAAUGUCAGCGUCUACAAGUCCGUAUUUAUCUCCCAAUAUGAAUUUUAAUUUUAAGGGGAAAAGGUCAAUUCAUAACGAUAUCGAAGUUGGAUUAUUGACUCAUACUCCACAUGCUGAUAAAAUUGCAGAAGGUAAACUAAAAAUUGUUUAUGAUAAUGUCGGUGUAUGCGCAUUAAUUAACUUGAUUUUAAUUAAAAUAUUUACAAAAGUUGCGGAAUCUCCUGAUGGAGAAUGGUUUGCCACAGUUGAAGGGACAGCUGUAGGGCUUUGGAAAGUCAGCAAUUCAUCAAAUAUGGAACCUAAAUUAAUUCUCUGGCGAGCAUUUCCUAUCGAUUUUCCAGAUUUAGAAUCAAAUGAAAAUAUUACACUUGCUGUAUCUAAUUCUCGUUUAGUUGCAGUUUCAUAUUUCUCCUUAUCUUCACCCAAUAAAAAAAGUCGUCGAGAUCUGUUCAUUAUUAACAAAAAAAAUAACACCAAACAUCAUACUUUGAUAAUUAAUUUUAGUAAUGACAAACGUAAUAAAGAUAAGAUCGAAAAAAUUGGAAGUGAACAACAAGAAUUAACAAAGGGAUUUAGUCCAGAUAAUUUUGAUGAAAAUACUCGAGGGUUUGUUAGGUUUUUAAGUGGAGGUGACCGAUUAGCUAUAUUAGAUGAUAAAAAUUUGAAGGUUUUUAACACUUUAAAUUGGGAAAAAAUUUAUGAGAUAGAUAUUCCGUUUAAACGAACCUUGAAAGAAUUAGAAUUGAAUGCUCAAUCUUAUGUACUGGAAAAAUCGAUUGAAAGUGACUUUUUAAUCUGGACUGAAAAUUCCAAUCUUGUACAUAUAAUCAAUCUUAAUGAUGCUAAAACCUUUCAAGAAAUUGAAAUUCAAUAUUCUCCAGAAACACAAUAUGCUCAUGCCCUUUCUAAAAAUAAUAAUCAUCUCGCAUUGGUUGGAACAAAUGAUAUGGUAAUGGUUUAUGCACUUGACACGAAAACCAAAUUAUUUGAAAGAAAUUUUAAAAACGAUAUCGGAGAUGACCCACAAAGUACUGCAUUUGUUUCAUUUGUCGAAUACGAAAACUUAAAUGAUAAUUUAAGUGUUAUAUUGGAUAUUGAAAGAGAUGCAGAUAAUAUCAAUGAAAAUAAAAAGAAUUUGAAAUUAUUAAUCUGUGGAAGAAAUGAAAGUAAUGGAAAUGUGUGGAUGUUGGUUUAUGAUGUGUUGAAAAACGAAAUGGUUAAUCGCGUUCAAAGAGUAUUGUCUCCAUGGCCGGCAAGGUUUAAUGGUACUAAUGGAUUAUUCUUUCACGAAAUUAUAAACUUUGCAUCAACACAACAUGAUGGAACCAAUCCAUCAACUCCAUUAACUCCACUAUUUUUCAGUCAUCUCCAAAUUAAGACUCAUGAAUAUUUAAACAUCGAUGAUGAAUUCUACGAAAAAAAGAUUCUUCAUCACACCAAAGACAUUCAACAUGUUAAAAUAAGUCAUAAUGGACAAUAUGUGGGUACUUAUAGUGAAGGAGAUGGUAUAUUAUGCAUAUGGAAAAUUGUAGAUGGUCAAUCUUUAGAAUGGCUUUAUUCUUGGGAAAUUUGUCGACCGAAAGAUGUAUAUUUCAUACGUAAUCAAAAUCAUGCAAAACAUGUUUGUUUGUCUGUCUCAAAUAAUGGUCACAUAGCUUUAAGUUUUUUUGUCAUGUCACAAACCGAAGAUAAUUUUUCGAUAGAAGAUCCUUUUAAACUCAAGAAUGAAAAUUAUGAAGCUCGAUGCCUUGUAUUAAGAGCAAAUCAAAAUAAGCCUAUUCAACAUGAAAAUUUUAAAAUAAUUACUGGUGUGGUUUCGUUCUUGCCCAACACUGAUUUAGUAAUAUAUGAUAACAAUUCGCUCUCUUAUUAUACUGUUCAUGUGGAUCACUGUAAACUGAAGCAUAAACUUGACCUAAAAGACGUAACAAAAAAUGUGAGAAGUUAUUAUGAGACUACUGUUGUGGAGAGCAUGGUCAUUCAAUCAAUGUUACAAAAUGAUUUACUUAUUGCUGAAGAAAGUCCAGGAAUUUUGACCGCUUUUGAUGUUAAAACUGGUCACAUAAAAAUGAAAUUCACGUCAGAAAAGAUCCCAGAAAAAUAUACAGAUGAUUUAUUCACGACAUUCGCUGUUUCUUCAGACUCAAAACUAUUAGGAGUAGUUGAUAGAGCUGGUAUUCUCCAAAUUUAUUUAAUGGAAAAUGGUCUUAAGCUUAAACUCCCAAUGAUAUCAAAUAUUGACACAUUUGCAAAAAUUCACGGAUUUCUUGAUAAUACGAGAAUUGUUGUUGAGUCAGGGGGCGGUCAUAUAUGGAUUAUGGAUGUUUAUAAUGGUCAAUUUUUACGAAAACUCCCUCUUUCACGUCAAAAAUUUGCAUUUCGGGAUGUUCUUGGAGGAUUGUUUGCCAAGUGCAAAAAAAAUAAAGUAAAAAUUUAUAAUUUUGGCGAAAAAGAAUGUAACUAUAAAACAAGUCUUAUUGGAUAUCGACCUUACAGUGAUAUUUAUAUGAAUGAAUAUAUAAUGUGGAAUUCAGUACGUGGUAUUUUUGAAUUUCAAAAAGGAGAAAAUAAAUUUAAUAUCAAUGUUGAACCGUGGAAUGAAGAAGAUGGACUUUCCGUAUUCUUUUUGAAUAAUGCAGAACGUGUUGUUAUCAUUGGAAAGCAUACCAUUCAACUUUACAAUACUGAAAAUAAGCAACUUUUAUUUCUUUGGAUAUGUGAUCCUGAUGAUGAGAUAAUAAAGAUAGAACAUUGUCAUUACGAAGAUGAAAAUGAUGAAAAUAUUAUAAGUGAUUAUAUAAUUGUUACUACAGAAAACGAAAAUUAUAAAAUUAAAAUUCGACUUCCAAAUCAUGAUGAGACUCAUGACUAUGAAACAAUGUUACAUUUCUGUAAAUUCUUAGCAAAAUACACAUCAAAUUCACGACAAAUACCUUUCAAUGUAACCGAAAAUACGAUGAAAUUAUGGGUUAGUUGGUUGAAAGAAACUUUGAAAUUAGUAAAAGAAGAAAUCAAAAAAAAAAUAAAGGAUUUUGAUUAUUUUAAUCAUAUUCAUCUUAAUGAAUCUCCAGUGUCAAACUUAGUAGUUGCGGGAUGCGAUGAUCUGGUUGAAAUAAUUUUAGAAAAUAAAAAAUAUAUUCCUAGAUUUUAUUAUGAUGAAAUAAAUGGAACAAAGAAAUCAUCAUUAUCUUUAGCCAUCGAAUAUCGUCAAACACAUUUAAUUGAAUUAUUAAUUAAAUACUACAUAGAUAAUGCAACCAAAGAACCAGGAUGGAUGCAAACAAUAAUUCCAACUUUACCAACCUUGUGUGUGGAAUAUCCAGACUUUGUGCAAAUGAUGGUUAAUAAACUUAUGUUUAUUCCAAAUACUUUUCCACUUGAUAAUAAAAAUAGUAUCACCUAUGAAUUUAAUUCUAUUGUUAGAAGUUCUAAUGAAAAUUUAUAUUCAUUCACUUUAAAUGAAAAUUUAAAGAAAGAAAUUUAUGGGAUAUCUUAUUUUCUUUUGAAAUUUACCACUCUUCUUGGUUACCCAUUUGUCCUUAUAGAUAAUUUCUGGAGGAUGUAUUAUCAAAGAAAUUAUCAUCCAGUUCAAUUAUGUGUUAUUCCUUUACCAGGAUUAAAUGAAUAUGAAUUUGAUUCUGGAAUAAAAGGAUUUUAUAAUCGUUGGAUUAAACCAAGAACGUCUGUAUUUGCCCAAAUUGCAUUCCAAAAUAAUCAAGGAUUUUAUACAGGACAAAUGAUGCAGGUUAUAUUAAAUCAGAAAUGGAAUUCAUUUGGUCGUCGAUAUUUCAUAUUUUCGUUUAUGCUCCAUAUAUUAUAUUAUUGUUUAUUCGCAAUUGGUCUUGAAGCGAACCAGAAAUGGAUUUAUAUUUUAGUUUCAGUUUUAGCAAUUUUUUUCUUAACGCGAGAACUUUGGCAAUUUUCCGGGUAUCCAUUAGAUUAUUUAAAGGGAUUUUAUAAUUGGAUUGACGUUGGAGUAUAUUCUCUUCCAUUGAUCACAUCAUUUUUAUUUUUGCAACAUGGAAAUGUUAGCGAUUCAUUAAAGGCAUUCUCAAUUUUAUUAAUAUGGACACACUUUGUUAUUCAAUUAAGAAUAUUUGAAAAUUUGGGAAUUUUCAUAAAUAUUCUUAUAGAAAUUGGAAUUAAAAUCUUUUGGUUUAUGAUUGUAUUUUCCAUUAUAAUUUGGGCUUUCUCUCAUGCAUUUGUAACGUAUUUGAGCGCAAAAUCUAUUGAACCAAGUACUUAUAUCGGGACCUUUACUUCAAAGCAAACGAAUGAAAUCUUGACACUUCAAGCAGAUUCGGUUGCUGAUAAUGUUUGGAAACGUUAUGAUAGUGCUACUUUAUCUGUUAUAUGGUUCCUUGCUGGUGAUUGGUCCGCAAUUGAUUCAUGGUCUGAUGAUCCAGUUGUCAAAAUCUUCAAACUUUUAUUCUUUUUCCUUUCCUCCAUAAUUCUUUUGAAUGUCUUAAUAGCAUUGAUGGGUGACACUUUUGUUAAAGCAAAAGAAGAUGGUAAAAGGGCAUGGUUACAACUUCGUGCUGAAUUUAUUGCAGAAAUUGAAUGUUAUAAUAUGACUCCUCAAACAAGAUCAGAACUCACGAGAGGAUUAAUAUUUUAUGAAGCAGAUCCCGAUGAUGUAGGUGAUUGGAAAAGGGAAAUUGAAGCUAAAAGUAAAACAACGUUUGAAAGUAAUGGCAGUGGUGGUAAUGGAAUUAGUAUUGUAGAAUUGGAUCAGCUUCAACAUCAUAAUAUUAUCAAAUUAUUAGAUGUAUCUAAAACUGAAGAAGUUAUUGGAGUUAUUUAA
Messenger RNA from Diversispora eburnea, 4812 nucleotides. Lineage: Eukaryota; Fungi; Glomeromycota; Glomeromycetes; Diversisporales; Diversisporaceae. The record is from the annotation of a GenBank genome assembly.